AUGUCGACAGAGCAGACCUUCCGGGCAUCUCUCUCCCAAUUCCGUUGGUCUCGCGGCCCAAACGAUGACUCGGGUGCUGCAACCGGCUCAGGCGCAGGGGGCACGAGCUCCGGGUGGUCCAAUCCUCUCACCAAGAUCUCCACUACUCUCGGCUUGCCGUCUUAUAUCCCCCUCCGCUCUGGCCAGACAUCCAAUGAGGAAGAAGCUUACUUUGCACUCUCUCGCUGGGAACGACUGGUUGGGUUCGCAGGCUGCUUGUUGGGCGCUGUCAUAUGCUUCUUCGUCGCAUUCUUCACCCUCCCGAUGCUCGCCAUUCGCCCGCAGAAGUUCGCACUCUCGUUCAGCUUGGGCAGUGCGUUGGUUAUGUCUGGCUUCAUGAUCCUCAUGGGACCGAUCAACCAGAUAAAGCACCUCUUCUCUAAAGAGCGCAUACCCUUCACCUUGGCCUACUUCAGCAGCCUCGGCCUGACGAUUUUCUUCUCCGUCGGGUACCGAUCGUAUGUCGGUUCCCUCGUUUCCGCCAUAGUCCAGAUUAUCGCCCUGCUCUCGUAUGUUAUGGCAUACUUCCCCGGUGGAAUCACGACUCUGAGAUUCGGUGGCCAGAUGUUGAUGAGGGGAGCCGGUAGUGUGUUGCCUUUUUAA
Molecule: messenger RNA, 642 nt
Organism: Dacryopinax primogenitus
Lineage: Eukaryota; Fungi; Basidiomycota; Dacrymycetes; Dacrymycetales; Dacrymycetaceae
Product: SFT2-domain-containing protein
Exons: 4
Coding region: 1-642 (213 amino acids)
Biological process (GO): vesicle-mediated transport
Cellular component (GO): membrane
Source: RefSeq, a predicted model, not a curated record